Lactuca virosa is the source of this 1655-nucleotide messenger RNA. NCBI's taxonomy places the organism in Eukaryota, Viridiplantae, Streptophyta, Magnoliopsida, Asterales, Asteraceae. The record is from the annotation of a GenBank genome assembly.
CUAGAAAGCAAAAUAUCAAUUUCGCUCGAUCUCCAAAAUAUCCAUUUCCAUCAAUGCAACAGAAUUUGUUCAAAAAGGAACACGUACUCGCCACUUCUUUCAUCUCAACGUGACACAUCGUGAAGCUGGCAUCACGUCGACAUGGGUUUGCCCCCCCUGCUUCCUCAUCAUCAAUAUCUAAAUCUCCGGAAUUUAGUAAUAAUGACUUCUAGGUCAACUGAUGCAGACCAUACCCUUUUGUAGUUUUACUAAUUCACUACCAUUAACAAUUGUUCAUCAAUCAUUUCUUUUGUUGCUCCAAAAACCUCUCUCUCGAGUCUCGAUAUCCCUCUUCUUCCCGAUACCCACUCAUUAUUGCAUAAUUUUAACAAUUUAUUUGAUUCAAUGCCAUUCAUAUAUGCAUUGUUUGCAUAAUUCUUCGAUUUGUGUCUGAUGGGUAAUUGGCAAUUUUCUUCGUGGAAUUUGAGAUCCCUUUUCAAUUCUAGGAAUUCCGCAGAAACCUCUCAGAAUGCAUCAAGCAAGAAGCAAGACAUUUCAACCGAUAAAGAUCCGUUUUAUCAUCUUUAUUCUCCUUUAGUAAAUGAAAAGAAGGCUGAGAGUAGAAUGAGAAAUGGACAGCUUGGAACUCAUACCAUGAGAUCUCAUGGAUUUAUGGUUGCAAAAACUCACAUGCAUGAUUGGUUGAUUCUUCUACUACUUGCAAUUCUAAUGAUUGUUUUAAAUUGUAUCCAUCCGUUUUAUCGUUAUGUUGGAAAAGAUAUGAUGACAGAUCUUAAGUACCCGUUGCAGGAUAACACUGUUCCAAUUUGGUCAGUUCCCGUAUAUGCAAUCUUGUUUCCAUUGGCUAUCUUUUUGGCUUUCUAUUUCCGUAGAAGAGAUGUCUACGAUCUUCAUCAUGCCACAUUAGGGAUUUUAUUCUCAGUAUUGAUAACCGGUGUUAUAACGGAUGCUAUAAAAGACGCGGUUGGGCGACCUCGCCCCGACUUUUUCUGGCGAUGUUUUCCAGAUGGAAAAGAUUUUUAUGAUCAAUUAGGAAACGUAAUAUGUCAUGGCGAUAGCAAAGUUGUAAGAGAAGGCCACAAGAGUUUCCCAAGUGGACAUACUUCAUGGUCUUUCUCGGGUCUUGGAUUUUUGUCGCUAUAUUUAUGUGGAAAAGUAAGAGUGUUUGAUAGAAAAGGGCACAUUGCAAAACUAUGUGUGGUUUUUUUGCCUUUACUUGUUGCAUCACUUGUUGGGAUUUCUCGUGUGGAUGAUUAUUGGCAUCAUUGGCAAGACGUAUUUGCCGGAGGUCUUAUAGGUAUGACAGUGGCCACAUUUUGCUACUUGCAAUUUUUCGCACCACCGUAUCAUGCCGAAGGUUGGGGACCUUAUGCAUUUUUUCGGGCUUUAGAGGAGUCUAGACCUACGAUUGUUGAAACAAACGUGCUUUGUGAAGAAAUUGAAGAAUUGGAUAAUAAUCCUGAUUUGGGGUUGAAUGAUCUUGAAAUCGGCAUUAGGUAGUUUGCUAUAUUUUGCAAUGUUUAGAAAUUUAGAUUUUUCUUUCAUUUUUUUUUUUGCUACAAAUUGGUAUAGUUAUGAUUGUUUGUAUUGAUUUCCACAAGAUUUGUUUGGUUUGCAAAGAAAUAAGGAGCGUUGAUUAAUGGUUAAAUAGUUAA